Molecule: messenger RNA, 442 nt
Organism: Lecanosticta acicola
Lineage: Eukaryota; Fungi; Ascomycota; Dothideomycetes; Mycosphaerellales; Mycosphaerellaceae
Source: the annotation of a GenBank genome assembly
AUGCAGUCCACGCGCUUCCUCGCCGCCAACAUGCUGCGCAUGCAGCAGCCUAUGCUCCGACAACGAGCCACCCCAAUGCUCCGAAUGCAGCCGGCGAGGGGUCUGAGAAGCACUCCCAGGAGAAUGGAAGUCCCGGUCCGUCCUCUCAUGCUCCCCAAACACACACAGAACACAUACUAACAUGUUCCGCAGAGAGAGGAGCAAUCCGGUACGUGAGCCAGAGAUUCCGCCAUAGACAGACCUGCCGACAACUGACAACCGGACGACAGCACACACCAUCUCCCAGCGCCUCCGCACCCUCAAGAAAAUCCCCCCAGAGUUGAUCCCCCUCGGCAUCGUCAUCGCAGCUGCUCUGAUUGCUGCGGCCUACAGCAUCGGUCGUAAACUCACGGUUGAUAAGACCCUGCGUCUGACGAGAACAGGCAAGCAGGCCGACCACUAG